CCCAAUUCCCAACACAAACAGGAGAUUCCGGACGCUAAUCUCUGUUUGGAUAAAAGUCUAGUUUGAAACAUAUCUAGCAAAAGUUAGAAUGGCCGACGAACCAAGGUGCGUUCCAAGAACUGUAGUAGCAGAUGAAUGCUCUGUUGUUAAUAGAUCGUGUUUCUGUGCCAUGGUCGAAAAUCCGAUACGGAGCCACUACCUUGUGCGAUGAUUAAUUGGGGGGACGAGAAUGGUCGUCUUGCUGCAAUCCCUUCCCACGAACGUAUUUGGAAUUUGCAAUGGGGCCGUCUUCGGGAAGGACUUUUCUUGAAAUACUUUUAGAAGAUAGUAUUUCAGGGCGAUGUUUUGGAAGUGGAAGCAGAUGUGCCGCUUUGUUACCAAUAUUUUGGCACUUGCCUCCCGCAUUUAUUUCUCACACAAUUAUUUUUGCACUUCAUAUUCUUCCCUUCACAUUGCAGUGAACCCCCAGCCGACACCACUCCCGACGCGAGCGAUGAUGCUCCUGGUGGAUUGACCGAUGCCGACAUCUCGUCCAACUGGGACGAGGUUAUCGAAUCCUUCGAUGGCAUGGAGCUUCCCGAGGCACUCCUUCGUGGUAUUUACUCCUACGGUUUCGAAAAACCUUCUGCCAUCCAGCAGCGUGCCAUCAGACCCGCCAUUUCGGGCAGAGACUUGAUUGCUCAAGCUCAAUCCGGUACCGUAAGUUUUAUUUACUGCACGAAAAUAAGCCUUCUGGCCUUCUUCCAUGGUUGACUUUUUCGCGCUUUAGUCAAUUGGCAAGCUUGCACGCAGAAGGAUUCAGGGAUGACGACUUUCUAGUUAAACACCAUCUUUCGAGUCUGAAUAAGAGUCACCCUCUAAGUGUCUGAAAAAACACAACUCGAAAACAGACCUCUUGACUUUUGCGUGCAACCUGAACAAGUUAGCAUUGCGCCCCGGACAUGAGAGUGAAAGCUUUGUUUGGGACACCACUAGCCUUUAUCUCUUGAAUAGUCCAGAUAUUCUCACAAAUCUGUUGCUCUCGUCAUUGCAGGGAAAAACCGCCACCUUCGCUAUCGGUUGUCUUGCCGUUAUCGACCAGAGUGUUCAACAAUGUCAAGCCCUGAUCCUGGCCCCUACUCGUGAGUUGGCUUGCCAGAUUCAAAAGGUUGUCUUGGCUCUCGGUGACUACAUGGACAUUAAGGUACACGCUUGUGUUGGAGGUACAGCUGUCCGUGACGACAUUCGCACCCUCCAAAACGGUGUCCAUGUUGUUGUUGGAACACCCGGUCGUGUGAACGACAUGAUCACCCGACGUGCUCUUCGAUUGGACUCCAUGCGCCAAUUCUUUUUGGAUGAGGCCGAUGAGAUGCUUUCUCGUGGGUUCAAGGAGCAAAUCUACGACAUCUUCAAGUUCCUUCCCGAACAAGUCCAGGUCUGCCUUUUCUCUGCCACCAUGCCCUUGGACGUAUUGGAGGUCACCAACCGUUUCAUGCGCGAACCCGUUCGCAUUCUUGUCAAGAAGGACGAGUUGACCUUAGAAGGUAUUAAGCAAUUUUACAUUGCCGUUGACCGAGAAGAAUGGAAGCUCGAGACCUUGUGCGAUUUGUACGAGACUUUGACCAUUACCCAGGCCAUCAUCUACUGCAACACCCGACGCAAGGUCGACUGGUUGCAAGAAGAAAUGCAAAAGCGUGACUUCACCGUCUCGUGCAUGCACGGAGACAUGGAUCAGCGAGAGCGUGACAUCAUCAUGCGUGAAUUCCGUACCGGUUCCUCCCGUGUUUUGAUUACCACUGAUUUGCUCGCCCGUGGUAUCGAUGUUCAACAGGUUUCCCUGGUCAUCAACUUUGACCUUCCAACAAACCGAGAGAACUACAUUCACCGUAUCGGUCGUUCCGGACGUUUCGGUCGUAAGGGUGUGGCCAUCAACUUCCUCACGGAAGGAGAUGUCCGUUAUCUUCGUGAUAUCGAACAGUUUUACACCACUGAAAUUACCGAGAUGCCCAUGGACGUCGCUGAUCUUAUCUAAGCCGGUGCCGUCGGAAGAACAAAGCUUCUUAGUACGACGAUACUAGGGUGAAGGCGCGAUGCUCCUUUUUCGUCAAUUUUAUAUAACGAGAAAAAACUGUUACGUGAUAAAAAAUAAUUAUUUGGGACUUGAACUGAAUCGAUUGUUUCAAAAAAUAGGUUGUUCGGAAGAAUACAAUUUAGUUGGACGUCAAGACUACAGCGGCAGUACGAAGUAGACAUCAUGUUGUCAUCACCUGAGCUUCUGGCUCACAAGAUACGGCACGGCAUCUUCGCGUUCGAGAGGCAAACUUCCAGAAUCAUUAAUAGCAAUGCGUGCCGUCGGAGUUCCUCCCAGCGUUCCUUUCUCUUCCAUUGCUGUGAUCACGUCAACGCCAUCUAACACCAUACCGAAUAUUUCAUUCCUGCCGUCCAGCCAUUGAGUUUUGGCGGUAUUGAUGAACCAUUGUGAUCUGUUUGUAUUCGGUUUCCCCCUUCCAUCAUUGGCCAUGCUGAGCAUGUAUUUUCGAUUGUGCUUUACGGCAAAAGACUCAUCCUCAAAGGUGUUGCCCUCAAAAAUGCUUUCACCCCCCGUUCCAUCACCGUGCGUAUAGUCUCCCCCCUGGAUGAUAAAAUUCGGAAUGACGC
This is a messenger RNA of Pseudo-nitzschia multistriata, 2637 nucleotides long. NCBI's taxonomy places the organism in Eukaryota, Bacillariophyta, Bacillariophyceae, Bacillariales, Bacillariaceae. The record is from the annotation of a GenBank genome assembly.